This is a messenger RNA of Rhodotorula graminis WP1, 252 nucleotides long. RefSeq lists its product as uncharacterized. Gene Ontology annotation, cellular component: intracellular membrane-bounded organelle; endoplasmic reticulum membrane. Gene Ontology annotation, molecular function: heme binding. Bases 1 to 252 code for a protein of 83 amino acids. The transcript is spliced from 4 exons. NCBI's taxonomy places the organism in Eukaryota, Fungi, Basidiomycota, Microbotryomycetes, Sporidiobolales, Sporidiobolaceae. The record is from RefSeq and is a predicted model, not a curated record.
AUGAGCAAGACUCUCACCGCCAAGGAGGUGUCCGACCACGCAACGGCCGACUCUGCCUGGGUCAUCGUCGACGGCGGCGUGUACGACGUGACCGAGUUCGUCGAGGAGCACCCCGGCGGCAAGAAGGUCCUCCUCAAGGCGUGCGGCAAGGACAGCUCGAAGCAGUUCUGGCAGUUUCACAACGAGAAGAUCCUCAAGAAGGUCGCGGCGCAGUACCGCAUCGGCUCGGUCGGCGAGACGUCCAAGCUGUAG